CUUUCAGUGCAAUCUCAAAAACUGCUGGUCCUCUCCCUCGGUCAUCAACAGGAAGAGACCAGGAUAGGAUACUUGCAGCAGAAAUAUCCAUAUCUAGACUAGUCCCCUGCACUCCCAGGCAGCGUCUAACAUGAAUCCAACUCAACCUCACCCCGCCCUCCUCGAAGACCCUCUUGUCAAUCAGUCAUCUGAAGAGGGGGUAUCUCGUUCCAAAACUUUGCUGAUUUGAAAUUCUCGUCUGGAACUUGACUCCUCUCCGCUGCCUCUUCUGUAUAACUUCACUUUCUGGGAGAGAGUUGUGUUUGCUUAGAUUCUUAUCGAGCCCUGUUUGGCCGGCCAGCGUUGAGCUGCUGCCUUGGAAGGUCAUCUGCAUUCAAAGUUCGUGCGUUUCUUAGCGAUGAUGGUAUGUUUUCUUUACUGCCACAUAUCAUCGGUUAUCUCACACUUAGCUUUGAAACACAGACUUAAUUAUCCUUCGGUCAUCUUGUUGAUUCUUUCCGGAUACUCUGGUGCCGACUACCUACGGACAAAGAUGUCGAUUUCAGGCAGUGGCUCGAGUAUGAAGGUUAUACUUAUCAAGAAUUUCUCGAAUGGCAGACAUCUUCGGAGGUAGGCCUGUCUAUACUUCAAAACAUGCAACUUAAAUAAUAAUAGCUGACUUGGUAGAAACAGGAAUAUGAGCUAAAUUAUGGAGAUCCCUCCACGGCCAAACCGAAAGACAGCGUUCAAGGCACCCAGUCUCGCGAUAUGGGGGCCUCAGUUGCGUCUGAGACUUGUGAUACAAGCGCUGGGGGUCAGUUUUAUUUUGAUGGUUGUCAACCUCUCGGUCUUUGACACUCCUGUGAACGAUCUGUGGGAUGGAUUCCAAACUUUACUGGGUCGGACAAGUGCAGAUCCAAGGCUCGCUGUUCCUCAUGCACCUCUUCCACAGAUAGUACGUAUAUAUGAGAACUGACUUUGCCCAGGUGACUCCAAAUAUCCAACAGAUUCUUGCAUCGAUUACAACCCAGACGUAAUCUCUACAACUACUCCCAAGCGUUCCAAAACUCAAGCACCAACCAAUGGAUUCCUAACAAUACCCAGCGAGCAAAGUUUGGCACAAGCAUUUGGUCAAAUAUUUCAAUCACAGAACCAGACAUAUGCCACUCUCCAAGAAUCCUACCAAAGCCUUCAAAAAUCCCAUGAAACUCUCGAAAAGAAUCUCGCCGCUUUCCACAAAGCAAGACGGAUAGAGCUCGAGACAUUUGAAUCCAAGCUCAACAAGCUUAACCAGCUCGGAAGAGAAUACAAGGCGGAGAGUCAAAGAAAAGAGGAAGAGAACCGAAAACUUGGAGAUGAGUUGUUAAAUUUGCGGGGAACUUUGUCGCGGAGUGAGGGAGGCUCUGAGAGGGGAAGGGUAGAAUCUGAGGCGGUUGUGCAAUCGUCGAGGGAGAAAAAUCAAAAAUUGGAUGAGAGUCUUCAGAUACUUCACGACGAGAUCUCUACUUUACAUGGAGCUAUGGCUCUUCAUCAUAAGGAGUAGCAAGCACAAAAAAAAGAGUCCACAGCCGCCCUUCGGAAUCUUGAGGUCGAGAAAGAGGAGCUGAUGGAAAAAAGUCAGAAGCUGGAAAUUGAUUGUUCAAUGCUGCGAGAAGUAUUGAAAAACAACAAAAGCAGACAGCGAAGAGAUGCGGAUCAAUAUACGACCGCAAUUCGAGCCGCACAGGAUGAGAUAGAAAGAUUAAAGAACCAGAAUCAAGAAUCCAGUAGUGCGCUUUCAACCCUUCAAGAAUCCUUUGAGCAGAACAAGAAUGAGGGCCUUUCCGAAACUCAAAAGACUUUAGCUGCUUUCCGAAAGGUAGAGGGUGAGAACGACAAGACAAAGUUGUCGCUUCGAAGGGUACAAGUUCUGUUAGAGGAGUUGAGUGAGAAAGAAUCAAGAAGUGUCAGCGCCGAGACAGAAAUGACAAACAAGAUUCAAUGCCUUCAGAACGAACUGCAGCUUUCUCGUGGUGACGCGGAACGAAGUGUCGCCAAUGCUGUGUCAACCCUUUCUUCCAAGGUCCGCGAGCUUGAGCAGGAACUUGGUAGGGCAAGGGUUGAGAACGAAGAGAAAUCCAAAAAGAUCUCCAUUCUCAAUGUUGCCCAGCGAAGUCGGCAAAGGUGGAAGGCUCGUCAUGAUAAGAAAGUAAUUGCUAUGACUUCUCUGAAAGAGAAACACACAAAUGACAUCGAUGCACUUGCAGCGGCAGCCUUGAAGGCCACAGAAGAGGCGGAAGAUGCAAAGGGGAAGAGUGAGGAAGCGACUCAAGAGGCCUCAAAGGCCAAAAUGGAGUGUGAGAAAGCCAUAUUCCAGGCUGUCAUGCAAGCAAAGGCGGAGACUGAGACCGCUGUUCAAAAAUCAGUCUUAGAAAUACGCCUAGAGGCUGAAGCUGAUGCCAAAAGUGAAAUGGAAAAGAUGGCCCUGGAACACCAGCAGUCUUUAGAAGAUGCAGUAGUUGCAAAUAUUCUCAAAACCAAGAUAUUGCUUCAAGAGAAAGACGAAGGCUGGGAACAUGAUCUUGACCAUAAAAUUUGGGAGGCCAAAGAAAAAGCAACCAAGGAAAAGGAAGAGGAUCUCAGGGAGCGACUAGACUCAUAUAAAUACCAAAUUGAGUGGGCAGAGAGAAAUUACUCCGAUUUGGUGAAGUCGUGGACGGAGUAUGAACAAAUAUGGACACAAAAACUCUUGAAAGCAAAUGAGGCGAAGGAGGCAGCAAUCUUGGCGGUAAAGCGAGAACAGUCUGGUUUCCGGAAGGCCAGAGCUGAGUACGAAUUGAACGCCAGUGCGGAAAAAGAAAGAGCUCUAGAAACAGGACUUGAAAGCGUAAGAAAUAAAGCAAAGAAAGAAAAGGAAGCACUAACAAUACAGCAUGAGAAGUUUUUACAAGACAGCCAGUCUCAGUCAGACCCAGCUUAUCAGAAACUCCUAGAUUCUUUUACGAAAGAGAAAGAAGAGUAUGUUUCGAGUCUUGCCGCAAAAUCGCUAGAGCUUGAAAAAAUACAAUCUGAGUUGCUUGCUUUGAAGAAUAAGCUCCAAAAGUUGCAAGAGAACCCCCAAGCUUUACUGUCAAAUACCAAAGGCACGCAAGAGACACAAAAGAUCUUUGAGCAAAUAAAGUCUGCUGCGCUAGAAAUUUGUGGUAAGAUUUCUCUUCUGUUGCACAAAGAGGCAGGAGAAGUAAGAUUAUCUCACCAUAUCUGCGACACCAGAGUUGGACUGCCUUCAGCGAAUUUCGAAAUGUUGAAAGAUAUAAUUGGGGAUAACAAGCUCAUAAAGGUGGAUUUCACAGGAAACAAGGUUACCCUUGGGCUUGAAGAUAUCAGAAAUGAGGAAGUUGCUCGGACGGCAAGGCGCGAAUCUCUAGACGUAACUCGAAGUAUGAUAUCUAGGUUAGCGCAGAUAUCCAAGAGCUCCGUGGCUCUUCUGGCAGAAAAAGAUGCGAAAAUAGCAGAGUGGAACGACAAGUUCAACAAGCAGGUUGCAUCUGCAAGACAAGUCGUAAACGCGGUACAGGAAACAGCCAGAUCCAUCCUGACGGAAACUGAGAUUCCAGGUAUUAAUGGUUCAAAAGUCAAGGAUGUUGUUGCUAUGUUGAACAGCAUUAAGAAAGAGGUUGAAGCACGAAAUGAAACCAUUGCAUCGCUGGUGAGAUGGGAUGAUCAAAUGUUGAGGGAGAACUCCAACAGUGCCCAGGAGAGAGACACAGUACCUGAGCUUCAGAGGGAAAUUGAGAGUAAUGCAAAUUUCACAGCUACUCUUUCAACCAGAGAGUCUGAGCUCGAAACGGUAACAAAUUCGUUCAGAGAGCUUCAAGAGAAGUAUGAUUAUGUCAAAGAGGCCUUGGAAGUGUCUUCUCCAGAAUUACGGAACUUUCUACCAUUGUCAGCAAACAGGAGAAAGAUAUAUUGUUUUGGAACAGUCAACUGACCUAAGUCACGAACCACAAAGACAGUAUAAAUUCGAGUCUGGCAGUUCAGAAAGCCAAAACAGCCAAACUUUCCUCUGAGCUUGCCAUCAAAGUAAACAAACGGGCAAAUCUCAACCGAGCCUUGGAAACUCAGAAAACAGGAAACAACCGGCUCUCUGCCGAGUAUUGGAGCCAGAAAGCACUGUUGAAUGAGGCCACCAAGAAUCUGAACGAAAGAUCAAUCACCAAAGACGAACUUGCUGGUCAGAAUAAGCAACUUGUGAAAACUGUCUCACACCUCCACGCUCAAUUGUGGAAAAGAACAUUUUUCAAUGAAGAAGAAUCCCACGCUGAGGCAGGACCACCGUUGAAUGCUAGUGGAAAUAUGGAGACGUCCGUUGCCAAUGAUUCCAACCAUGAAGAUGACCUGGAUCCCAGCCAGGAGAGAAUUACCGAAUCCAAUGGCGAGAAGAAUCCCAUGAAUAUUGAGCUGUCGGGAACCAUAGCACGGCCGCAAGAACAAUCGACCCAAUUCCGAGGCAUUUCAAGUGAUCCAGGCAGCAAUAUCAAUCAGGAGCAGCCUGCUUUACCUCCUCACCACGAGGAGGGCAUAAAUAUGGAGAGUCGAAGAAACGAAGCACCUUCGUUCGCUGAAGCAAGUCAAGAUAGAAAUGCAGCAGCCAAGACAAUGCCGAGGUUAUAUAACGCGUACAUUACCUCUGUGGUUAUGGAAGAGGUAGAAGAGGAUUCUCCAUCAAGAGACCAAACGCGAGGUAGCGAAGCGGAUAUCGCGAAGCAACACCAACCCAGCCCCAUCGUUAUCCUGUAUGUGAAUGCCACAAGGAUCAGCUACGAGAUGUUCCAGAUGAUAACGUUAUCAUCGCUAUUGGCGAGUGCGCUCGACGAUGCAUCUAUUGCGGAUCCAAACACAAGACGGCAAUGGCAGUCCGCAGUCACAUAAACCAAACCAGAUGCCGGAGAGGUAGAAAGGUGCAUGCCAGCACUUCAAGAGAACCGUAAGUAGGCUCAUGACUAAAAGGCUACCUUUUCCAACUCCCUGAUUGGACAAAUUGUCUAAAAGAGCUUCAGAUAGCCAAUAAAAGCAAUCUCGGUUAUCUGUGUUUUUUAUGCCAUGGAUUUAGUUACUCCAGAUGAUUUAGGAGAAAUUAUUUGAUUGAAGGAAGAUGAGAUAAUCACACCUACUAUUUAUCUCCAAACUUCAUUCACCCUAUUUAAUUUCUCCAAAUCUUAUGGAGAAACAAAUCAAUGUUUGAACACAAUUGGAACUAUUGAUUUACUUCUCCAGUAAUAUCUAAAUUUGGUUUGUUCCGUUUAUCUCAAAUUUUCACUGACUCUUUUUUAGUUGGCACUCAUGGCAACUACGAAGUAUCCCAAGACAGCAGCCGUCUAUGUCAACGUCAAAUCUAGAAGUUGACGAUCGGGCACCAGAAGUGGAGGCUCGUCGUUCAGUGAGGGAAGGUCCAAACCAGAAAGACAGUCAGAGGGAGCAAGUGCGUAACCACGAUUCUCAAGAAUCUACCGACAACAACGCGGAGUCUUCAAAAGCAACCUGUCCAGCCUUCCACCAAUCUCCGGUCGCAGAACAGGACGAAGACGUACCCGAAGAAACGGUUGAUCAAGAUCUCACUGCAAAGGCAGCUAGUGCUCUAGAGCUCGCAGAAUCCCUCUCAGCACCAGACCGCAGUACGGAACCUGAGUACAUAGUGAUUGGUUCCUCACCAGAACCAGAUUUGGCAUCAGAAUCGGAGGACAGUACUCUGUCCUCAGCUCCCUCCCCACCACCUUCCAAAACCAAGGAGCCUGAAAACCCUUCUCCUAUGAGUCGCACAAGAGGAAAGCCAACCCCGAACUUGAACGUCAAAUACCUUAGUGAUCGGGAAAAGCACAAGAACACGCCCGAUGAAGGACGAAGCUCUGCGUCGAAGAAGUCCAGAGAAGCCGACGAGAGAGUCAGAGAGGCUCCUAUAAGCCCAUCGAUGACUAUGCAGAGAUCGAAAAGAAGAAAGGUCGAUGAACAGCGGCCCUCAAGACCUCCAGCUACAAGGAAGAGACGACGAAGUUCAAACGAGUCGCCUGCAAACCGUGUCAAACAACGGAAGCGGAAUGUGAAACCCAGAUCGAGGCUGAUUGAAGAGAUUGAACAUUUUUGAGAAACGGUGAUCCAAAAAACCGGGGAGGUGAAGUUUUCUACAGUACGCUUUGAACAUUUCUUUUAGUUUAAUGAUUGGCGUCGUGUUUUGUUGGGCGUCGUUGUGAAACCAUGGUUGGCUUAAGCGAGAGACAAAUUACCUCUUUUGGAUUUGGAAUUGGGAGUUUGCCGGUGUUCUCCUACCUUUCCUAAAUGGUCUGGACAGCUCACGUAUCCCCACUCCUCCCGCCCUUGCAUACGACCUUUUACACUAAGGGUUUAACCCCGCAAGAUAGCCUGGCUGGUCCGAUUCACGUAGGGGGAUACCUAUCACAAGUUGACAAGGGGGGACCCAAGCUAUUCAGAUCCUUUACUUGAGCUUACUCCAGCUAUCAGAAAGUGGGGUUUUGAUUUAGCUUUGAGAAUUUUCUUUGAUGAUGUCGUGUAUGAAAUUUGACAUUACGAGUACUGUACAUACACAAGCUCUAGCAAGAGCAAGGAAGGACAUUAAGUGCGUUAGUUUAGCGUUCAAUAUACC
Messenger RNA from Hymenoscyphus albidus, 6616 nucleotides. Lineage: Eukaryota; Fungi; Ascomycota; Leotiomycetes; Helotiales; Helotiaceae. The record is from the annotation of a GenBank genome assembly.